AGCGCGCCCGGCAGCCUAGGAUCAGUGCGCGGUGGCGGCGGCGGCGCGGGCAUCUGGCGCCGCGCGGUCCUUCUCGGCCCGGCGCACCGACGAACCGACGGCAGGAGGGACGGGGCGCAGGCGCUGGACCAGCAAGCAGCGAGCCGAAGCAAGGGCCGCGCGCAGCUAGUUGGGCGCCGGCGGCCGCCAGACUCCGGAGCGGCGCCCUCCUCCCGCCGGUGCCAGAGCCGGGCCAUGGGGGGCAGCAUGCCCACGCGCUCCACCUGAGAAAGCCAUCGCCCUUGCCCCCGCGAUGGGCGCCCCGGCUUGCGCCCUCGUGUUCUGCGUGGCCGUGGCGGUUGUGGCCGGCGCUGCUUCGGGGCCCCCGGGCGCGGAGCAGCGCGUCGUGCGGAGAGCAGCAGAGGUCCUGGAACCUGAGCCUGGACAGCAGGAGCAGCUGGUCUUUGGCAGUGGGGACACCGUGGAGUUGAGCUGCCACUCGCCUGCAGGGGGUCCCACGGGGCCCACCGUCUGGGUGAAGGACGGCGCAGGGCUGGUGGCCUCGGCCCGCAUCCUGGUGGGGCCCCAGCGGCUACAGGUGCUCAACGCCUCCCAUGAGGACGCCGGCGCCUACAGCUGCCGGCAGCGGCUCACCCAGCGUGUUCUGUGCCACUUCAGUGUGCGCGUGACAGAUGCCCCAUCCUCAGGAGAUGAUGAAGAUGGGGAGGACGAGGCAGAAGAUACAGCAGGGGCCCCUUACUGGACACGGCCUGAGCGGAUGGACAAGAAGCUGCUGGCUGUGCCAGCUGCCAACACCGUUCGCUUCCGCUGCCCGGCUGCCGGCAACCCCACCCCGUCUAUCUCCUGGCUGAAGAAUGGCAAGGAAUUCCGGGGCGAGCACCGCAUCGGGGGCAUCAAGCUGCGGCACCAGCAGUGGAGCCUGGUCAUGGAGAGCGUGGUGCCCUCAGACCGUGGCAACUACACAUGCGUCGUGGAGAACAAGUUUGGCAGCAUCCGGCAGACGUACACCCUGGACGUGCUGGAGCGCUCUCCACACCGGCCCAUCCUGCAGGCAGGGCUGCCAGCCAACCAAACAGCAGUGCUGGGCAGCGACGUGGAGUUCCAUUGCAAGGUGUAUAGCGACGCACAGCCCCACAUCCAGUGGCUCAAGCAUGUAGAGGUGAACGGCAGCAAAGUGGGGCCUGACGGCACACCCUACGUCACCGUGCUCAAGUCCUGGAUCAGUGAGAGUGCGGAGGCCGACGCGCGCCUCCGCCUGGCCAAUGUGUCCGAGCGCGACGGGGGCGAGUACCUCUGUCGAGCCUCCAAUUUCAUAGGCGUGUCUGAGAAGGCCUUUUGGCUGCGUGUUCACGGGCCCCAAGCAGCUGAGGAGGAGCUGGUGGAGGCUGGUGAGGCUGGCAGCGUGUACGCAGGCGUCCUCAGCUACGGGGUGGGCUUCCUCCUCUUCAUCCUGGUGGUGGCUGCUGUGACGCUCUGCCGCCUGCGCAGCCCACCCAAGAAGGGCCUGGGCUCGCCCACUGUGCACAAGGUCUCCCGCUUCCCGCUCAAACGACAGGUAACAGUGUCCUUGGAGUCCAACUCGUCCAUGAACUCCAACACGCCGCUGGUGCGAAUUGCCCGGCUGUCCUCGGGGGAGGGCCCCGCGCUGGCCAACGUCUCUGAGCUUGAGCUGCCCGCUGACCCCAAGUGGGAGCUGCCUCGGGCCCGGCUGACCCUGGGCAAGCCUCUCGGGGAGGGCUGCUUCGGCCAAGUGGUCAUGGCAGAGGCCAUUGGCAUUGACAAGGACCGGGCCACCAAGCCCGUCACCGUGGCCGUGAAGAUGUUGAAAGACGACGCCACGGACAAGGACCUCUCGGACCUGGUGUCGGAGAUGGAGAUGAUGAAAAUGAUCGGAAAGCACAAAAACAUCAUCAACCUCUUGGGCGCCUGCACGCAGGGCGGACCCCUGUAUGUGCUGGUGGAGUACGCGGCCAAGGGCAACCUGCGGGAGUACUUGCGGGCCAGGCGCCCUCCGGGCAUGGACUACUCCUUUGACACCUGCAAGCUGCCUGAGGAGCAGCUCACCUUCAAGGACCUGGUGUCCUGCGCCUACCAGGUGGCACGGGGCAUGGAGUACCUGGCCUCGCAGAAGUGCAUCCACAGGGACCUGGCAGCUCGCAACGUGCUGGUGACCGAGGACAACGUGAUGAAGAUCGCAGACUUUGGCCUGGCCCGUGACGUGCACAAUCUUGACUACUACAAGAAGACCACCAAUGGCCGGCUGCCUGUGAAGUGGAUGGCACCCGAGGCCUUGUUUGACCGUGUCUACACCCACCAGAGUGACGUCUGGUCCUUUGGGGUCCUGCUCUGGGAGAUCUUCACACUGGGGGGCUCGCCGUACCCCGGCAUCCCUGUGGAGGAGCUUUUCAAGCUGCUGAAGGAAGGCCACCGCAUGGACAAGCCGGCCAACUGUACACACGACCUGUACAUGAUCAUGCGGGAAUGCUGGCACGCGGUGCCCUCGCAGAGGCCCACCUUCAAACAGCUGGUGGAGGACCUGGACCGCAUCCUCACUGUGACGUCUACCGAUGAAUACCUGGACCUGUCGGUGCCCUUUGAGCAGUACUCGCCCGGCGGCCAGGACACUCCCAGCUCCAGCUCCUCGGGGGACGACUCUGUGUUUGCCCAUGAGCUCCUGCCUCCGGCCCCACCCAGCAGUGGGGGCCCGCAGACGUGAGGGCUGCAAGCCUGCAGGCUGAGCCCUCCUAAUGUGAGAGUGGACCCCAGCCCACCCCGUCGACCACUGGGGCCCAGUGGCCCAGGCCCGAGACCUGGCAAGGAUGGAUGGAUGGACAGACAACUUCGUGUGCGCGCGUGCUGGUGCGCGCGUGCGUGUGCGUCUCGAGGUCCCCGUGCAGGGGUCCCCGGGGUGCUCGCCCUGCUGUAUAAUGACCUGGCCACCUGUGCCAGCCACACCAGGGGGACCGAAUAUAGAAUGUAAGGGGCCCUCCCAGGCUCCCUCACCCCUCACUGUCACCCCACAGGGAGCUUUGGGGGCAGGCUGGGCUCUGGCGUGCCUCCCUCCCCAGCGGCACCUUGCACCUGGGGCGAGUUAGCACGCAGCCCCCACCUCCAGGCCAGGCCUCCCCACUUCCCACCCUAUCCCUAAGAGACUUUAAUUACGGGUACCUGAAGGCGGGAGCCUUUGACUUCUAUCCGAAAGGUUUAUUCCAGAGAUGAGUGUACAUUUAUAUAAAUAGAUGCUGUGUAUGAUAUACACAAACAUAUAUAUAAAGAUCUAUAUGGAAGAGGAAAGGCGGGGCCAGCUGAGGCACAGGACCCCGAGAGGGGGGUGGGGGGCGGUCCCCUGUGGGACUCACUGUUGAGACAACCGCAAAACCGGCAGAGGAUGGAGGGGCUUUCCCGGCACCACAGUUUUGUUUUAAAAAUUGUACCAGGACCUGUAUAUUUAUAAAGCUAUUUAUGGACCCCCAGACCCUCUCUGCGCACCCCCAGAGCUGUAGUGUUUAGUCCACCGCAUGGCAGCAGUUUAAGUCUUAACUUAUUAACAGCUGAGAAGGUUUAUGCUUCGUUUUAAGGGUUCCCUGAGGGUGUGCCCCAUCUCUCGGCGCACCCAGCCUGCACCCCAAGGCCUGAGCAGCCCGCUCACACCCAAAGGGUCAUUACUAGUGUGAGGUGACUAUGGUGGGGAUAUUGUCUUUCCUUGGUCCUUUUGCAGGGGAACUAGAUUUCUCUAGGAUUUUUCUUUAGGAGAUUUAUUUUUUUGGACUUCAAAGCAAGCUGGUAUUUUCAUACACAUUCUAAUUGCCAUGUGUUCCAGGCGGGGAGGCAUUUCCAGUGGGGGCCAGCCCUGCACACAGGUUUAGAUGUUACAAGUUUAUAUAUAUAUAUAUAUAAUUUAUUGAGUUUUUACAAGAUGUAUUUGCUGUAGAGUUAACACUUCUUACACAACGCUUCUACUUUCAUAGCCCGGCUGCUACCUUUCAAAGCUUGGGAGGGAAGGCUGUGCAUUCAGUUUUGUUGCUCUUUGUACUGUUACCGCUCCAAGUUUGGGGGGCUGUUCCCUACUUGUCAGCGAGCCGGCCUGGCGGUGGCUCAGGGUGGUCUGUUCUCAGGGCCGCAGCCUUGUGGGGGCCAAAGGUGUCGGCCCAAACUGGCAGACAUGCUUUCCCAGAAAUAAACAAUGAUUCAGUUCCGA
Hipposideros armiger (great roundleaf bat) is the source of this 4198-nucleotide messenger RNA. RefSeq names its product fibroblast growth factor receptor 3 (gene FGFR3). The coding region runs from base 293 to 2716 and encodes 807 amino acids. Gene Ontology annotation, molecular function: fibroblast growth factor binding; fibroblast growth factor receptor activity; ATP binding. Gene Ontology annotation, cellular component: plasma membrane; signaling receptor complex. The transcript has 18 exons. NCBI's taxonomy places the organism in Eukaryota, Metazoa, Chordata, Mammalia, Chiroptera, Hipposideridae. Gene Ontology annotation, biological process: multicellular organism development; protein phosphorylation; positive regulation of cell population proliferation. The record is from RefSeq and is a predicted model, not a curated record.